Notothenia coriiceps (black rockcod) is the source of this 690-nucleotide messenger RNA. RefSeq names its product thymosin beta 2 (gene tmsb2). The record is from RefSeq and is a predicted model, not a curated record. Gene Ontology annotation, cellular component: cytoplasm. Gene Ontology annotation, molecular function: actin monomer binding. The transcript is spliced from 3 exons. Bases 143 to 280 code for a protein of 45 amino acids. Gene Ontology annotation, biological process: regulation of cell migration; actin filament organization. Lineage: Eukaryota; Metazoa; Chordata; Actinopteri; Perciformes; Nototheniidae.
AACCCACACCCUUGAUGCAGGCAGGCGUGCACACACCGGCAGAUUGACUCAGCUUCCGCAUCGCUCUCCCUUCUCUCCAUCUCUGCUGCCUCUAUCCCUCCACUGGUGGAUUUCUAGCCCACUUCUGACAAACACCGCCAAUAUGUCUGACAAGCCUGAUAUGACGGAGAUUGCCCGUUUCGACAAGGCAAAGCUGAAGAAGACAGAAACACAAGAGAAAAACCCUCUGCCCACCAAAGAAACCAUCGAGCAAGAGAGGAAAGGCGAUGCCACACCUUGACUUCGAGCACAUGAAGAAAAGAUGCUGAGAUGCCACAGCAAAAAGCACUUUUUUUUUAUCAUCACAGUAUUUCAAUCUCUUGCUUUGUCUUCAGAAAAGGUUGCUUUUGAGCAUCUCGGGGUGCCGUAAAGUGUUUAAGGCAUCCCCUCAUUGGGGGUUCUGUGGUUAUUAGCUUGGGUGCCUGUCUUGCACUGUUAGCCUAUUGCUAACAUGUCUCCAAUAUUGCCAAACUGGGGAGUGGUGUAGUAAUGUAGCACAGAGAGAGAGGCAGGCAUCCAUGCUAGUGGGAGGGAGAGAGAGGGGGGGGGGGAUGUCUAAAGAUGGGAGCAAUCGGAGUCGAAUCAUGUGGGAUGUUUUCUUAUUCAACUUUUUACUUUUAUUUAUGAAAUAAAUAUGAAGACGUGAAACCA